GUGCUAUACCUUGGUCCAUUCUAAUUGGAUGAGUGUAAAAAUCACAAGUUUGCUCGCGGCGGUGGUUGUCGAAACCUUUUGACGUAAAUUAUUCGUGUAGUAAAUAUGGCUGACGAACUCAAUGUUGACAGUCUAAUUCACAGACUUUUAGAAGUUCGAGGAUGCAGGCCUGGGAAGACAGUUCAGAUGUCCGAGUCGGAGGUGCGUGGGCUGUGCACCAAGUCUCGGGAAAUAUUUCUGCAACAGCCAAUACUACUGGAAUUGGAGGCACCACUAAAAAUCUGUGGUGAUAUCCAUGGCCAGUACACAGAUUUACUACGCCUGUUCGAAUACGGGGGCUUCCCGCCCGAGGCCAACUAUCUCUUCCUCGGCGACUACGUGGACCGCGGCAAGCAGUCCCUGGAAACCAUAUGCCUCCUGCUCGCGUACAAGAUCAAAUAUCCAGAGAAUUUCUUCCUUUUGCGAGGCAACCAUGAGUGCGCUAGUAUAAACCGCAUUUACGGUUUCUACGACGAGUGCAAACGCCGGUACAACAUAAAGCUAUGGAAGACGUUCACCGACUGCUUCAACUGCCUGCCCAUCGCAGCCAUCAUCGACGAGAAGAUAUUCUGUUGUCACGGAGGCCUGUCGCCGGAUCUGCAGGGCAUGGAGCAGAUUAGGAGGAUAAUGAGACCUACUGAUGUGCCUGAUACGGGUCUGCUUUGCGAUUUGCUGUGGUCAGAUCCAGACAAGGACGUCCAAGGAUGGGGUGAAAAUGAUCGCGGUGUGUCAUUCACAUUUGGCCCUGAUGUUGUCAGCAAAUUUCUCAAUAGACAUGACUUGGAUCUCAUUUGUCGAGCCCAUCAGGUAGUAGAAGAUGGCUACGAAUUCUUUGCAAAAAGGCAACUUGUCACGCUAUUUUCCGCCCCCAAUUACUGUGGCGAGUUUGACAAUGCCGGUGGCAUGAUGUCUGUUGACGAGACGCUCAUGUGCUCGUUCCAGAUAUUGAAACCAUCUGAGAAAAAGGCGAAAUAUCAAUACAAUGGCAUCAACAGUGGCAGGCCCGCCACGCCACAGCGGUCGCCGCCCAAAAAGAAAUAACUGACGUUUGGGAUCCAGUGUGCUGCACAGUGAGACGAAUGCUACAAAAUAAUUGAUUAUAUCAUGUAUUAUAAUUAUUGUUUAGUGCGGUCACUGGACAGAGCCGAGUAUGUCAUGGAUUGUUAAAAUUAUUUAUCAAUUUGCUUGUGCCUUCUUAUUUUUAAUUUUUAUUAUUAAUGUGAGUGAUAUUAAUUUAUGAAUUUAGUUCUACAGAGAUUUCGUGGAUGAGCAAGCAUGAUCUAUUCGGCGAUGCCUCGUGACUUCUGCUUUUUCGAUCCCCAGUUUGACACACGUUUUAAGAUCGGAUUGCCCCUUAUUGUGUUUGACAUGUUGGUCUCCUAGUUAAAUUGUCUUGUUGAUUUUAAAAAGUUUGAAGUGGUAAGUCAUUCUAAAGAUGCGGGCAUUGGAAAAGAAAAUCGUAGUUACAUUUUCACAUGACAGUCAUGUUUAUUGAGUUGUAGUGGAUCGAAAGCACGUUCGCUUUGUUUAUUCUGUAACUAAUGUGCCUAUAAAUGUAAAGUAUAUUAUUAUAGGUCUCGUAUAUGUGACGAUAAUAGUUGUUUCGAAAAGAUAUUAUUUAAAUUUGUUUAUAUUUAAAAAAGGUCGUCCCUUAGAUAAUAUUAUAUUUCUGGUUUGACUUGUUAGAAAGCCAAUCGGGAAACGAAUGCUGGCUCAUUGCUAUCACUACGGCGGGAGGAGUAGUCCCAGUGAAAUUAAUGAUAUUUUGCACUCAGUAUUACUCUUAAAAAAUAAGUAGAUAAUGUAAAAUUUGUUUUGUUGUACAAAUUGGCAUUGAUCUCCUAAUUGAGGCUUUUCCCUUCACAGCGUACAGUAUGUCUAGAUAAACCAAUAUCAGUUGAGGUGAUAGAGCAGUGUAGUCCUCGCAACAAUAGUGCAAUUGCUAUAUUAUAACAUAAAAUUAUAUGCAAACUUUGCAUUGUACAAUUAUAUUUUUUAGCUAUGUUAACAAUAUCAAAUAAUUUUCAUGAAUAAAUAUUGCUAUUACAAAUAAUAAGUUUAUUUUGUUUUAUUUUCAGUUAGGUUUGCAUUUAAAAUAUAUUUUUCAUUUUGUAACAUAGUUGUUUGUUUAAUGAAUGGUGUAUGAAGUUUUUAUGUACUCUUCUUUCAAAGUAUAUUUUUCUAAAUCAUUAUCAUUCACGAAGCUUGUUUCUUUAUCAAUUAAUUGAAUAUUACUAUAAAAUUCAAGUAAGCUUAGUCCUCAUUUUGUGUAUUUUCUAAGUAGUUAGCGGAUAAACAUUCACUCCAAGAAUACACCUGUGUUAACUAAUCAGUGUGAUAUUAUAAAUUUAAAAUUUUAUUAUCAUACGUCGCACUACAGCGGGCAUUUUGCGGGCAAGUCAUUUGGUAAGGUUUACAAACAAACAACUUACGAGUACAUGUACUUAGUAUUUGUAACAGUUACCUGUUAUCAUGUAUUAAUCUUUAAUGUGUAAUACUCUUUGAAGUGACAACUGAUAAGCCCAUUUAAGUGGCCAUCUAAAAAACAAAUAAAUAGCUGACAUGCGUCACAUGCGUCAUUAUGACUGUCGUUCAUACUUGUAUUUGUUGGUGCAGUGGUGUCUAUUUAAUAGAAAGAUUUGCUUUAGUUGUUAAUUUGCACACCUACAUAUUGAAAUGGAUAGUCACGGAAAGGUCAUAUAUUCGAAAAAAUAUUAAUAAUAUAUUUGCAUAAGUAAUAAGUAAGUUGUUAAAUCAAAUAUACUACAUAUUAUUCAGUCUUAUUUUUAUUUAAAAUUGAAGGGAUAUAAACGAAUAUAGAUACCUAACUAACGUACAACCUUAGUUGCUAAGGUAUUUGGAAUAAUUUGGAUUUGCACAUUACAAAUACUAGGUACCAAAUACUUCAUUCUGAUAACUCGAAAAUUGAUAUGUGAACCUUACGAAGUGACACAUGAACAUAUGACGUAUGUUCUUAUCUAUUUUCAUCUACAUCUUAGUAAAAGUAUUACAUAGAUUCUGAAGUAAUUUAGUUAAAUAAAUACACUUAUUAUAAAAAUUCACUGUACUUUUUCUCAGGUGUGUACAAUUUUCUGAAAUAUAAAUUUUAUUCCAAUAAAA
Cydia strobilella is the source of this 3159-nucleotide messenger RNA. RefSeq names its product serine/threonine-protein phosphatase PP1-beta catalytic subunit (gene flw). The transcript has 7 exons. The record is from RefSeq and is a predicted model, not a curated record. Gene Ontology annotation, molecular function: protein serine/threonine phosphatase activity. The coding region runs from base 106 to 1080 and encodes 324 amino acids. Gene Ontology annotation, cellular component: nucleus; cytoplasm. NCBI's taxonomy places the organism in Eukaryota, Metazoa, Arthropoda, Insecta, Lepidoptera, Tortricidae.